Anopheles aquasalis is the source of this 1634-nucleotide messenger RNA. RefSeq names its product dolichyl-diphosphooligosaccharide--protein glycosyltransferase non-catalytic subunit Ost48 (gene Ost48). The record is from RefSeq and is a predicted model, not a curated record. Lineage: Eukaryota; Metazoa; Arthropoda; Insecta; Diptera; Culicidae. Gene Ontology annotation, cellular component: oligosaccharyltransferase complex; endoplasmic reticulum membrane.
UAGAGCUCCUCCCCAGCCACGUCGGCGUUUGUUCAUAAAAAAGUUGGUGUUUUUCAGUAAAAACAAGAUCUUUCCGCCCCAUCCUGAUAAGAAAUUUCAGAGUAAACGACCACAAGUUGUAGUGAACAUGACGACGAAACACGUGGCCUGGUGUUGGACCGGAAUUUUGCUGGUGCUGGCCACUUCCGCCUUGCCGGCACUCGCGGAACCCGGUGAAACGCUCGUGCUGCUGGACAACCUGGCCAUCAAGGAAACGCACUCGAUCUUCUUCCGGACCCUGCAGGACCGCGGAUACAAGCUCACGUUCAAGCUAGCGGACGACGGCAGCCUGGUCCUGUCCAAGUACGGCGAGUUCCUGUACAGCCACCUGAUCCUGUUUGCCCCUUCCGUCGAGGAGUUCGGCGGCUCGCUGAGCGUGGAAUCGAUUACGGAGUUUAUCGAUAACGGUGGCAACGUGCUGGUGGCCGGCAGUACCGCAUCCGGCGAUGCCCUCCGUGAGCUGGCUUCCGAGUGCGGGUUCGAGGUGGACGAAGAGCGGGCGGCCGUUAUCGAUCAUCUCAACUAUGACGUGUCCGAUGCCGGCGACCACACCACAAUCGUCGCCUCGCCGGAUAAUCUGAUUGACGCCAGCAUCAUCGUCGGAAACCGGAAGACGGUGGCUCCGCUGCUGUACCGUGGCACCGGACUGUUGGCCGACCGGGAGAACCCACUCGUGCUGCAGCUACUGACGGCGGACAGCAGCGCCUACAGCUACAUUCCCGAUGCUCCCGUCAAGGAGUACCCGCAUGCGGUCGGCAAGGGCACGCUGCUCAUUGCGGCCCUGCAAGCACGUAACAACGCCCGGGUAGUGUUCUCGGGUUCGCUCUACUUCUUCUCCGACGAAGCUUUCCUGUCCGGGGUGCAGCGCGUGCAGCCGGGCGGUGCCGGCAAGCGCUACGAACGCUCGGGUAACCAGGACGUUGCCUUGGCCAUCACUCGCUGGGUGUUUGGAGAGAAUGGUGUGAUCCGGGUGCGCUCCGUUAGCCACCACAAGGAAGGUGAAGCUCAGCCACCGUCAGCGUACACGAUCACCGAUCCGGUGGUUUAUACGAUCGAAAUUGAAAACCUGGCUGCCGAUGGCAAAUGGAAACCGUUCGAGGCGACCGAUGUGCAGCUCGAGUUCGUACGGAUUGAUCCGUUCGUGCGUACCACGCUCAAACCGGUCGGUGGUGGACGAUACGAGGCACGGUUCCGCAUCCCGGACGUUUAUGGCGUUUACCAGUUUAAGGUCAACUAUGAUCGCAUCGGGUACACGCAGCUCUACUCCACCACCCAGGUAUCGGUGCGUCCUCUUACCCACACCGAGUACGAGCGGUUCAUCCCGAGCGCCUUCCCGUACUACGUCAGCUCCUUCUCGAUGAUGAUCGGAAUGUUCCUGUUCUCGUUCAUCUUCCUGCACUUCAAGGAUGAAGGCAAAACGGCCGUCACCGGUAAAGCGGCCGGUGGUGAAGGAAAGAAAACUCAGUAACAUAUAGGGAUUGGUCGUCAAGGAGACCCCCGAGAGUGUCCCUUAGCCAGUAAGCAUGAAACAAAAUGAAACUAAGAAAAAAAACAUUCAAAUAAAAUGCUGAAACUUCUUUUCUCAAUCACACUUA